Messenger RNA from Caenorhabditis elegans, 823 nucleotides. It is a transcript of the gene Y50E8A.12, whose product is annotated as THAP-type domain-containing protein. The record is from RefSeq and is marked reviewed. NCBI's taxonomy places the organism in Eukaryota, Metazoa, Nematoda, Chromadorea, Rhabditida, Rhabditidae. The transcript has 4 exons. Bases 210 to 761 code for a protein of 183 amino acids.
CACGAUUUUUUUCUGAAUAGAAUCUACAAUCGAAAAAGAAAAACAGUUUUAUUUCAAAAAUAAGUUUUUGAAACAUUGACAAAUAGGGAGCCACGUCAAAUGGACGCACCUCGUAAGGUCAUCUGAACAAUCCCACGUGUCAUGUGUGGCAGAAAAGUACGGUAAAAAUUCAUUCCCUCUGCUCAUUCCUCCAGUUUUGGUGAUUUGCAAUGCUCUCCGAAGCUUCUUCUGUGCAAUCACCGACUGUUUCGAUUCGACGUCGAACUUGUGUCGUUUGUGGAUCCUCGACGCUUAACAGCUACGUCACUUCUUUCACAAGAGUUCCAGACAAACAAGAACAAUGGGUGACUGUGUUGGCGAAUGGAGACGCAGGAUUCGAAGAUCAGUUGAAGGCUUCAUUGGCGACUGGCAGAAAAUACAUCUGCUACGAUCAUUUCGACAGGCAGUAUUUUGCACAAAGGAAGACUGACGACGGAUUUGAAUUGAUCCGGAACAGGAACCCGAUGGCAUUUAAAAACGCUACUUUCAUCCGACACGUGGAUCUCAGAAGCACUUCAUCAUUUGUGCCAGACGACUCAUCAGAGGAACCGAUCCCUGCUAAACGUCUGAAAAUAAUGAGUGAUUUGAAGGGUAGAGGUGGAGAAUUGGAUCCGAAUUCGAUGACUUUCCUGAUGAAAACCAUUUUUCUUCAUGUAAAAAAGACAAUGGAAGAGGCAGAUGAAGCUAGACGGAAGCAUGAGAUUAAAGAAGAACUUGAUUAAUUUAUUUUUUAAUAUUUGAUUUGUAUUGUGUUGAAAUGAAUUUAUAAUUAUUGGCAACGUAA